AGAAUAGCUCCCUCCGAUCUCGGCGAGAGAGAGAGAGAGAAUGGAUCAGAUCUUGAACAAGGUUGGAUCUUACUGGCUAGGGAAGAAGGCUAACAAGCAGCUCGAUUCUGUCGGUGACGAUAUCAACUCUUUGUCUACGAGCAUCGAAGGAGGAACAAAAUGGCUUGUGAACAAAAUCAAAGGGAAAAUGCAGAAGCCAUUACCCGAGUUACUAAAAGAGUAUGGUUUACCUGUUGGGAUCUUUCCACGCGACGCAACAAACUACGAGUUCAAUGAACAGACGAGGAAACUCACCGUCUUUAUCCCAACGAUCUGCGAAGUUGGGUACAAAGACUCAUCGGUCUUGAGGUUCACCACGACGGUUACUGGGUUUUUGGAGAAAGGAAAGCUAGCUGAUGUUGAAGGGAUGAAAACAAAAGUGAUGAUAUGGGUUAAAGUCACAGCUAUCUCUGCUGACUCUUCAAAGAUCCAUUUUACUGCAGGGAUGAAGAAGAGCAGAAGCCGUGAUGCUUAUGAGGUUUUAAGAGAUGGAGUUGAGAUUGAUAAGUUCUAGCUCUCUGUUUCUGUGUCCUACUUCUAUCUUCCUUAUGUUUCCAUCUUUAUGUCUUUGUAUAUGCAAUUAAAUCAACUUUGGUGUUCAUGAAUCUGAUGAAUUGAAUUGGUAUCAGUAUUCAAAUUUGAGUACUGGUGGAAACUGAUGACAAUAUUCAAAGUUACAUAGAACAUACAAUAAUAAGUAAUGGAAACAGAGGAGUUAACACAUGUGGUUCACAAAAG
Eruca vesicaria subsp. sativa (arugula) is the source of this 777-nucleotide messenger RNA. NCBI's taxonomy places the organism in Eukaryota, Viridiplantae, Streptophyta, Magnoliopsida, Brassicales, Brassicaceae. The record is from the annotation of a GenBank genome assembly.